AUGAAGAACAAUCAAUUCCACUUUUGGAUUUUCGAAUUGCGAGAAAUUUUUAGAGAGAGCAAGAAUUGUGCCUAUUUCUUAGAUUCCUGGACGCAAUUCAAUUCAGCGAUAUCUGUCAUUCACAUUUUUUUGCAUCAAGAGAGUUUGAUAAAAGUCUUAGACUCCAGAAUUUGGAGUAUCCUAGUUUCACGUCAGUCACAGGGUUUAACAAGAAAUCGAUAUUUCACGAUCAAGAAUGUAGUACUUUUUGUAGUAGCGAUCCUUCUAUAUCGUAUUAACAAUCGAAGGAUGAUCGAAAAAAAAAAUAUUUAUUUGACAGGGCUUCUUCCUAUACAAAUAAAUUCCAUUGGAUCCGGCAAUGAUAGAUUGGAAGACUCAAAAGAUUCGUUCAAUAUCAAUAGGUUGAUUGUUCCGCUCCUGUCUGGUCCAAAAGAAAAAAAGAUCUCUGAUCGCUCUUUUUUCUCGGACAGAUGGUCCCAACUUCAUCUGGAUUUGAAUCCUACUGAGAAGUCCGCUCAAGAUCUUCAAUUAUUAAAGAAAGAAGAAGAUGUUUCUUUUGUUCUUUGGAGGAAAUUGGAAAAGAAAGAACUAGCCAAUAUAGUCAAGAUAAUCAUGUAUUUACAAAAUAAUGUCUCAAUUCAUCCUAUUUCAUCCGAUGGAGGAUGUGAUAGGAUUGCAAAGGAGAAACUUUUGACAGUUCAAAAUAAUAAUUCAUUCUUGACCAAAAAUCUAGUUUUUGGUUUAUUUCAUCUAUUCCAUGACCAGAAUAGGGGGGGGUACUUGUUACAUCGCAAUUUUCAAUCAGAAGAGAGAUUUCAAGAAAUGGCAAAUCUAUUUAAUCUAUCACUAACUAAGCCGGAUCUGGUCUAUCGUAAUGGAUUCUCUUUUUCUAUUGGGUUUUCUGAACCGGAAUCAAAAAAAAAAUCUUUAUUGGUUCUGCCGCGGCUUUUUGACGAAGCGAAUGAAUCUUUUUAUCCAAAGAUCAUAAAAAAAUGGGUCCAGACCUCUUGUGGGAAUUAUUUUCAAGGUAAUCGAUUCAAUCGCAACUUCGAAUAUGUACUUCAAAGGUAUCAAAAUGAUAUUCUGAAUCAUAGACCUAUAAGGAAACACACGAUCAAUCAACGUUUCUCAAAUUUGAAAAAGAGUCAGAAGAAAUGCUUUGAUCGUCUUAUUUUUAUUUAUCGAACCGAGAGAUCCGUGAAUAAGGAUCCAAAUGCAUAUAAAUACAAAUGGUCCAAGGGGAGCACAAAUUUCCAGGAACAUUUGGACCAUUUCAUUUCUGAGCAGAAUAGUCGUUUUAAAGUAGUGUUCGAUCGAUUACAUAUGAAUGCAUAUUCGAUUGAUUGGGCUGAGGUUAUCGACAAAAAAGAUUUUUCUAAGUCACUUUGUUUCUUUUUGUCCAAGCUUCUUCCCUUUUUGUCUAACUCACUUCCUUUUUUCUUUGUGAGUUUCGGGAGUAUGCCCGUUCAUAGGUCCCAGAGCCAUAUGUAUGAAUUGAAACGUAUGAAUGAUGCACUCGAGAAUCAGUUGUUAGAAUCAAUAGGUCUGCAAACGGUUCAUUUGAAAAAAAGGAAAUCCCCAUUAUUGGAUGACUAUUAUACUUCUCAAAAAUCAAAAUUCUUGAUCAAUGAAGGAACAAUAUUACCAUUUUUGUUCAAUAAGAUACCAAACCAAGACAAUUGGCUGAAUCCUGUGAAAUGUUUUCAUAGAAGUUCAUUGAUUUCCUCUUUUUAUAAAGUAAAUCGACUUCGAUUCUUGAAUAAUCAAUAUAACUUCUCUUUCGAUUGUAACAAAAGAUUCUCUUUUUAUGGGGAAAGGUCCUAUAAUUAUGAUUUUAUGUAUGAACAAUUCCUCAAUGUCUUGUUCAUUCGAAAGAAAAGAUUUUCUUUGUGCGGCGGUAAAAAAACACAUGCUUUUUUGGACAGAGAUACUAUUUCACCAAGCGAGUUAGAGGUCUCUAAGAUAUUGAGACCGAAGAAUUUUCCGCAAAGUGGUGAUGACGGAUAUGACUUGUACAAAUCUUUCCAUUUUUCAACUCGUGUUCCUAGAUCUAUUUACUCGAUCGCGGACAUUUCUGGAACACCUCUAACAGAGGAAGAAAUAGUGAAUUUGGAAAGAACUUCUUGUCAACCUCUUUCCCCUAUUAAUUUAUCUGAUUCAAAAAGGAAGAACUUGCAUCAGUAUCUUGAUUUCGAUUCAAACAUGGGUUUGGGUUUGCUUGACACUCUAUAUUCUGAAAAAUUUAUACCAUCCGCAAAGAGGAAAAAACCUCUAAAAAAAUUCCUUGGAAAAGGGCAGAUGUAUAGAAACUUUCAAAGAAAAAGAAAAAGAAAGAGUAUUUCUUCAAUUCUCUCCAAAUUGAAGCGAUUACGCCCGUAUAUAAUACCGUUGUUCCUUACCUGGACAGGGCACAAAUAUAUCAAUUUCAUAUUUUUAGAUACUCUUUCAGACCUAUUUGCGAUACUAAGGAGGAGUCCUCAAUUUAAAAAAUUUGUAUCUAUUUGGCAGAAUAUUAUGCAUGGAUCCAAGGGAAGUCUUCGGAAAAAACUGUGGGGAAUUCUUCGGAAAAAACUGUGUCUUUCACAACGGAAUCGUAUAAGUGAGAUUUCGAGUAAGUCUUUCCAUAAUUUUCUUGUAGACAUGUACAAAGAUCUUUUUCACACAAAUAAUGAGUCACCAUUCAUAUCGACACAUCUGAGAUCACGAAAUAUUGAGGAGUUCCUGGUUUCAAUCCUUUUACUUCUUCUUGUUACUGGAUAUCUUGUUUAUACACAUCUUUUCUUUGUUUCUCGCUUCUCUAAUGAGUUACAGACAGAGUUCGAACAGGUCAAAUCUUUGAUGAUUCCAUCCUACAUCAUUGAAUUGCGAAAACUUCUGGAUAGGUAUCCUCUAUCAGAACAAAAUUCUUUCUGGUUAAAGGAUAUCUUUGGAGUUGCUCGAGAACAAUUAGGAAAUUUUUUAGAAGAAAGGCGAGGUUGGCCUUCUGGCGGGGACAUCCCAAGGGGUGGUGGUUUCGCUGAUGGGGUCAAAUCCAUACGUUCGAAGAAGAACGGUUUUAAUCUCAUGGAUCUCAUAAGUAUUAUACCAAAUCCCAUCAAUCGAAUCGCGUUUUUGAGAAAUACGAGACAUUUAAGUCAUACAAGUAAAGCAAUCUAUUCAUUGAUAAGGAAAAGAAAAAACAUGAAUAGUAAUUGGAUUGAUGAUAAAAUAGAAUCCUGGAUCUCGACUAGUGAUUUCAUUGCUGAUAAAGAAAGAGAAUUCUUGGUUCAGUUCUCUACCUUAACGACAGAAAAAAGGCUGGAUCAAAUUUUAUUGAGUCUGACUAAUAGUGAUCAGUUAUCAAAGAAUAACUCUGGUUAUCAAAUGAUUGAGCAACCAGGAACAAUUUACUUACGAUAUUUAAUUGACAUUCAUAAAAAGGAUCUGAUGAAUUAUGAGUUCAAUACAUCCUGCUUAGCAGAAAGACGGGUAUUCCUCGCUCAUUAUCAGACAAUCACUUAUUCAGAAAUCCCGUGUGGGGCUAGUUGUUUGGAUUUAUCAUCUCAUGGGAAACCCUUUUCGCUACGCUUAGCCCUAUCCCCUGCUAGGGGUAUUUUAGUGAUAGGUUCGAUAGGAACUGGACGAUCCUAUUUGCUCAAAUAUCUAGCGACAACCACCUAUGUUCCUUUCAUUACAGUAUUUGUAAACAAGUUCCUGGAGAACUUUCCUAAGGGUUUUGAUAGUGAUGAUAGUGAGGACGACAUGGAUGAUAGUGACGAUCUCGACCGUAAGCUUGAUAGCCAGUUGAAGUUUCUAAGUAUGGAGGAUCCGGUAUCUAGCGAUCUGAUGGAAAUAGACCGGUUUUAUCUCACGCUUCAAUUCGAAUUAGCAAAAGCAAUGUCUCCUUGCAUAAUUUGGAUUCCAAACAUUCAUGAUCUGGAUAGGAAUGAGUCGAAUGACUUAUCGCUGGGUAUAUUAGUGAACUCUCUUUCCAGCGAUUCGGAAAAAGGUUCUACUAGAAAUAUUCUAGUUAUUGCUUCUACUCAUAUUCCAAAAAAAGUAGACCCUGCUUUAAUAGCUCCGAAUAAAUUAAAUACAUGCAUUAAGAUACGAAGGCUUCUUAUUCCACAACAAAGAAAGCACUUUUUUACUCUUUCAUAUACUAGGGGAUUUCACUUGGAAAAGCAAAUAUUCGAUACUAAUGGAUUGGGGUCUAUAACUCUGGGUUCUAAUGUACGAGAUCUUGUAGCACUUACUAAUGAGGCGCUAUCGAUUAGUAUUAUACAAAAGAAAUCUAUUAUAGACACUAAUAUAAUUAGAUCUGCUCUUCAUAGACAAACUUGGGAUUUUAGAUCUCAGAUAAGAUCGAUUCAGGAUCAUGGGAUCCUUUUUUAUCAGAUAGGGAGGGCUGUUUCACAAAAUCUACUUCUAAGUAAUUGCUCUAUCGAUCCUAUAUCUAUCUAUAUGAAGAAGAAAUCAUGUGCAGAGGGGGAUUCUUAUUUGUACAAAUGGUACUUCCAACUUGGAACAAGCAUGAAGAAAUUAACCAUACUUCUUUAUCUUUUGAGUUGUUCUGCCGGAUCGGUCGCUCAAGAUCUUUGGUCUCUACCCGGACCUAAUGAAACAAAUGAUGGGAUCACUUCUUAUAGACUCCUUGAGAAUGAUUCUGAUCUAGUUCAUGGGCUAUUAGAAAUAGAAGGUGCUCUGCUGGAACCCUCACAGACAGGAAGUCGGUUUGAUAAUGAUGGCGUGACAUUGCUUCUUCGGUCCGAACCAAGAAAUCCCUUAAAUAUGAUUCAAAAUGGGUCUUCUUCUAUCGUUGAUCAGAGAUUUCUCUAUGAAAAAUAUGAAUCGGGGUUCGAAGAAGGGGAAGGAGUCUUCGACCCGCAACCGCUAGAGGAGGAUUUAUUCAAUCACAUACUUUGGGCUCCGAGACUGUGGCGCCCUUGGGGCUUUCUCUUUGACGAAGGGUCCAAUGAAUUGAGAUUUCCCUAUUGGGAAGGGUCAUUUCAGGACAAACCGAUCCUUGAUGAUUAUGAUGAAGAGGGUAAGCUUCAAGAGAAUGAUAAUGAUUCGCAGUUCUUGCAGGAUGGAAUCAUGCAGGACCAGACACGAGCGAGAUUUUCCAACGAACAGGGCUUUUUUCGAAUAAGCCAAUUCAUUUGGGACCCCGCAGAUCCACUGUUUUUGCUAUUCCAAGAGGAUCCUUUUGGAUCUGUAUUUUCACAUCAAGAAUUUUCUCCAGAUGAAGAGAUGUCAAGGAUACUUUUGACUUCCCAAACCCAAAAAAUUGAUUGGAAAUAUCUAAAUAAACCCUGGUUUAGGAAGAAUAUGCAAGAACAGAAUUUCAAAUUGUUGAUUGAUCGCCAGAGAUGGUUUAGAACCAAUAGUUCAGUAUCAAAUGAAUUUUUUCGUUCUAAUACUCUAUACGAGAGUUAUCAAUAUUUAUCAAAUCUGUUCCUAUCUAACGGAACCCUAUUGGCUCAACUCACAAAGACAUUGUUGAGAAAAAAAUGGCUUUUCCCAGACGAGAUGGUUGUGACUAUCUGUUCCAAUAACGAACGAUUGGUUUAA
Molecule: messenger RNA, 5553 nt
Organism: Vicia faba (fava bean)
Lineage: Eukaryota; Viridiplantae; Streptophyta; Magnoliopsida; Fabales; Fabaceae
Source: the annotation of a GenBank genome assembly